This is a messenger RNA of Frankliniella occidentalis (western flower thrips), 2128 nucleotides long. RefSeq lists its product as uncharacterized. NCBI's taxonomy places the organism in Eukaryota, Metazoa, Arthropoda, Insecta, Thysanoptera, Thripidae. The transcript has 2 exons. The record is from RefSeq and is a predicted model, not a curated record. Bases 247 to 1665 code for a protein of 472 amino acids.
UCGACCGCUAGGUUCGCUGGUGCGCUACCUCGCUCGGGCUGCUAUGAGAAGUAAAGUGCAACGUUGAGUCUAGCAGACAGCUUUGACAGUAGCAGACAGUUACACAGCGUACCUAACCGCCACAUUGCGUCUCGCUCGCGUCCCUCGCGUCACAUCGCUUUGUUAGCAGUAGUUAGCCUGAGUAUUAUCUGAGGGCUCAUUGUAAUUCACACUCUAUUUCGUGAGAUUAAAGUCCGUGGUUCAAAAAUGGUGCGGAAGUGCUCGGUUCUUCACUGUCAGGAGAAUUCACGAUUUACUUUUCCAUCCAAUAAACAACUCCGUAAGAAGUGGUUGGUCGCUAUUAAUCGUCCCGAUUUCGAACCAAAUUCCCAAGCUGGCAUAUGUGAGAAGCAUUUCAACCCAAGCGACUUCAUCACUGAAGGCGCUUACACAGGUGUAAUUCUUACUCGAAAGAAACUGAGGAGAGGAGUUGUGCCAUCUCGCGAGGUGGACUAUAGGACUCCUACCAAGAAAAGUAGGCUUGAGGACAGCUCUGACGAGCCACUGUCAAGGACUGUGUCAGCAGAGGAUACAUUGUUGGAACGACAGGAAUCUGAUCUUGGAGUUGAAGAACUAAUUUGUGAAGAUGCUGUUGAGGUGGAAUGUGGAAGUGUUGAGAUAAUUACUGAUACGAUUACUGAAGAAAAUUCUGGGAAAGUUGAUGUUGCGUGUGGACCUGAUUAUACGAGGAUGCAUGAUGUUCAAACUCAAACGAUGUUCAAUGUGGCUCCUUACACUAUAAGGGAUUUAAUGUUUAAGCCAGAACAGCUCAAUGAUUUGACUGGCAUUAGUUCCUAUAAGUUAUUUACUUUAAUUUAUCAGUCCUUAGUCCCUGGGCUUCAACAUAUUGAGUACAGAAACAGUAAAGUCUAUAAUGUAAGCCAUGAGGAUCAACUGUUUUUGACUCUAUGGAAACUUCGUAAAGCCACAACUGAUAUAGAGCUGGGAAUACAUUUUGGUAUUGGUCACACAACUGUGUCAAAUAUUUUCUAUUCUUUUAUUAAAUUUAUGGCUGACCAAUGGGGCAAACUGAACCUGUGGCCCAGUAGGCAAUUGGUUGACUAUUACAUGCCUUCAGGAUUUAAGAAGCAGUACCCCUCUACUAGGGUCAUAGUUGAUGGAACAGAAUUUCCAAUAGAGAAACCCAUAAAUCCCUGGGCGCAGCAGGCUUCUUUCAGCACUUACAAAAAUGGCAACACGUUGAAGGCAAUGGUUGGAGGGACCCCAUCAGGUUUGAUCUCAUAUGUUACUGAAUGUUAUGGUGGGUCUGUCAGUGACAGACAAAUUACUGAAAGAAGUGAACUGUUACGCUUGUGUCAGAAAGGUGACUCUAUAAUGGCUGACAGAGGGUUUAAUGUUCAGGACCUUUUCGCACCUCAGUCAGUUUCCAUUAAUAUUCCACAUUUUUUGAAAGGCAAGGACCACCUCCCUAACAGUGUCAUUAUGAAGGAUAGAAAGCUGGCCAGUAAAAGAGUUCACAUUGAACGUUUGAUUGGUCACACCAAAACCUACAAAAUUUUGCAGACAAAGCUGCAACACUCUCAUGUCAGCAUAGGAUCGGAAAUAUUCUUUGUGUGUGUCAUGCUCACUAAUUUUAAGAAUAAUAUUGUCAGUAGUGAGGCAUGACAUACACGACCGUGUGUGUGUGUGUGUGUGUGUGUUUGUCUGUCUGUCUGUCUGUCUGUCUGUGGGAAAAGAUGUUGCACCAGGUGCAGGAAAAUUUUCCAGGGCACUGUGAAAAAUAUCGUCGUAAGUUUACAAAAAUUUUGUAAACUCGAAUUAUAAUUUAAGUUGUAAAUUUACGACAGCACAUUUUUUACUCGCCAAGGGAUUAGAAGUCAACACAUACUGCAUGUACUUUUACGAUUACAAAUUGUAAUUUUACAACUUGCAUCCACAGUGCCACAGGAAGGAGAUGAGCUAGAGACUUAAUUUUUGAUAUCCAAAUAAUUGUAUUUUUAUGAUUACAAAUUGUAAUUUUACAACUUGCGUCCACAGUGCCACAGGAAGGAGAUGAGCUAGAGACUUAUUUGUACCAUCAAAAUAAUUGUGGUGCAAGCAACCUGGUAUUAUGAAGUGUUUAAAAGAA